AUAAACAGUGUUGCGCAAAGUAAAACUUAUCGAUAUGAGCGUGACUAAAUGAGACGCUCACCACUACAUGCAGCCCAAAAAAAAAAAAACAACAACGUUUUACUCAUUAAGCAAUCCAUAUGCUGCGGAGGAGUGCGGGGCUAAGGGCUUUAAUCAACAGAACAGUCCAAAAACGUCCGGAAACGUGAAGUUUGAGAAAGUGAAAACGGGGCUGUGCUGUGUGUGUGGAAAACGGAACAAAACGGUGCCAAAAACGCAAGGAAAAGCUGCGAAGGCGGUGCACAGCAUACGGGUUGAUAAAGCAGCAGGUUUGGACAUACGCGGCAGAAAAGAAUAUAGCCAAAUAGUCUGUGCUUUUAACCGAUUUGCUAGGGAAACAAUAACCAACAUCCAGUAACCCACCCACACAAACAUAUUGUGUACAUAAUAUAUACAUACAUAUUUGCGUACAUUUUGCGUAGUGCGGCGCUUGAAAAGCUAUUUCCCAUCACCAUAUCAUCACCGCCAUUCAUUGCAAACUCACUUCGAAAUCCACCCCACCUCCACACCGUACCACAUGUCCUACAUGAUGGCCAAAACGCUGGAGGAGCAGAGCCUGCGGGAGUGCGAACACUA
Molecule: messenger RNA, 615 nt
Organism: Drosophila santomea
Lineage: Eukaryota; Metazoa; Arthropoda; Insecta; Diptera; Drosophilidae
Exons: 2
Coding region: 68-397 (109 amino acids)
Source: RefSeq, a predicted model, not a curated record